AUGAAAGCGUACCUUCGACAGCAGCUUCAGAAAGCGGUUUCAACCAGCAAGAGGAGGUACAUGAAUCAAGAGAUCAAAGUGGACCUCGACCUCACGUACAUCUGCGACCGCUUGAUCGCCAUGGCCCUUCCUUGCGUCGAUGAUGCAGUGCACAGAAACGACAUCCAUGAUGUAGCCAAACUGCUUGCGACGAAGCAUUAUGGGGUGUUUCUAGUGUUCAACCUUUGCGAAGAUCAUGAGGAGAACGGAAAUGGAAAUUAUGACACCGACCUUUUGUACGGUCAAGUUCGCAAGAUACCAUUCUACGACCACAAUGCACCUCUGUUGACACAGCUAAUACGAUUUUGUGAGACGGCGUCUCACUGGCUCGAAGCCUCCCCUCAGAAUAUGGUCAUUGUGCAUUGCAGAGGCGGCAAGGGGAGGACAGGACUGUUUGUCUCCUCGUUGAUGCUGUGGACUAAAGUCUUCAAGACUUGUAGUAAGUGCAUGCUGAUCGCUCGGAGCUCCGACUGA
Guillardia theta CCMP2712 is the source of this 513-nucleotide messenger RNA. RefSeq lists its product as hypothetical. Gene Ontology annotation, molecular function: protein tyrosine phosphatase activity; phosphatidylinositol-3,4,5-trisphosphate 3-phosphatase activity. Gene Ontology annotation, cellular component: cytosol. The transcript is spliced from 2 exons. Bases 1 to 513 code for a protein of 170 amino acids. NCBI's taxonomy places the organism in Eukaryota, Cryptophyceae, Pyrenomonadales, Geminigeraceae. The record is from RefSeq and is a predicted model, not a curated record. Gene Ontology annotation, biological process: protein dephosphorylation.